GUUUGAAACCGUGGCAUGCGUUUGUCGUACAGAUAACGGACCUAACACGGAAAUGAAUGCGAUUGGCAAAGAUUCUUAGCAUUGACGGCAUUUAAACUACACAACAACGGAGACGUUUCACAAAUAGUGAUUAUAUCGAUACACUGUGUUAAUAUUUUACCACUGUCCUUGAAAUCUACUCCCAAUAUCGUUUCUAACUUCCCACCCAAGGAAAACAAUGGCUUCCAGGUCGCCGUCUUCCUCUCCAGACACUGCGACAGGUUCAGGUACAGAUCCGGCCCGGCCUGACACUGGGGAGCCCCUCGGUGGAGCAGGAUCGGACUCCGACUCGGACUUGGGUUUGUGUAAAUUUGACUGCUGCGGCAUGGAGAGUGGCGACCGCCUGGAGGGCGAUGAGUUGGUGCGGGAGUUCGAAUCUGCUGCCGACCGUGUUGCAGAUCUGGUCCAAACAGCCAGCAGGGACCAGCUACUCUAUCUGUAUGCGCGGUACAAACAGGUCAAAGUGGGGAAGUGUAAUACACCAAAGCCAGGAUUUUUCGACUUCGAAGGUCAGAGGAAAUGGCAAGCCUGGAAGCAGCUUGGGGACAUGGAGGCAGAGCAAGCAAUGCACGAAUACAUUUCCUGUGUGAACGUGUUAGACCCUGAAGGCAAACAGAGGUAUAGCCGAGGAGCAGAGAGGAGAACAGGGUUCAGUGGCGCAACAGUCAGCUCAUUGUACCAAGAGGAGACAAUCAGAGAAGAAGAUAAGAACAUAUUUGAUUACUGCAGAGAAAACAACAUAGAGCACAUUACCAACGCCAUCAGUUCCCAGAAAGUGGACGUCAACACCAAAGACGAAGAGGGCCGAGCUCUCCUGCACUGGGCCUGCGACAGAGGCCACAAGGAGCUGGUUUCUGUUCUCUUGCAACACAAAGCUGACAUCAACGGCCAGGAUAAUGAAGGACAAACGGCGCUACAUUAUGCAUCGGCGUGCGAGUUUGGCGACAUCGUGGAGCUCCUUCUGAACGCAGGCGCCGACCCGUCCAUCAAAGACAUUGAGGGCUCGCUUCCCGAGGAGGUCACCGCUUCUGGCACCAUCUCCUCUCUCCUGCGCCAGUACACCUCUCCCAAAGGCUAGAGCACCUACUCCAUACCUUCCCUCAACUCCAGAACCCCCUUCCCCGUGUGUCUACCCAUCACCCCAAGACUUCCCAGCAUCCCUCACUUCCCCCCCAGAGAGAAACUAUAUAAGCCCAGCAGUUUGUGUUCAAUUUGGGAUGUCUCCCAAAUGCUUGAGGUUAAUUGGCUCUGCCGUGGUUUUUUUUUUCUUCAUUUAAAAGCAUCUGCAGCCUACUACAGUCUUCUACUUCCAUCACCUGCAAGAGUUUGCCGACAUGGUCCUGGAACCAAGAUUAUUUUUUUGUAUUUGGUAUUUAUUUGGAAUCAUUAGAGGAGGCAAAAGACUGACAUAUACAAUUUAUCAUCCGCAACUUUAGCCGUUUCUGUCCAUUUUUACAGAUGUUCUGAUGAUUCACUUAUGUUACAUUCCAUAGAAUGCUUUGUCUGUCAUCCAU
Molecule: messenger RNA, 1553 nt
Organism: Doryrhamphus excisus (bluestripe pipefish)
Lineage: Eukaryota; Metazoa; Chordata; Actinopteri; Syngnathiformes; Syngnathidae
Gene: acbd6
Product: acyl-CoA binding domain containing 6
Molecular function (GO): fatty-acyl-CoA binding; protein binding
Source: RefSeq, a predicted model, not a curated record